UUUGCCCUCACGGGCAGGGCUUUAACUGAAUAUACCCCCUCUUCUUUUAUUUUUUUUAUUUUAUCCUUCUAUUUUUCAAUAAUUCUAAAAUAUCCUUAUAUCAAAAUUAAAUAUUUUUACCUGUUUUUUUUUUUUUUUCUUCACCGGCCUUUCUCUUCUCCUUCAUCAUCUUUCUCCCAAAGCUGACUCACCUCUUUUCAUUCAUGAAGAUUUCUUCACUUAGUUGCCUUUUUACCAAACAACCUGGUUUUAUCUCUCAGGUCACUAAAAUUCCAUACAUACCUGUUCAAUUUGAUAGUUCGGAAUUCAGAAUUAGGGUAUUAUGAAGAAAAAGAAUUUUAAAAGAAUUAGGGUAUUGCGUUGCCACCUCGUUACAAAAAAUUCCUUUUUCUUCCACGCAAUCCAAUACCCAAUAGCCCAAACCCCUCUCCAUCAUCUUUUCGUUUCCUCUGCCUUUUGUUUUUUUAAGAAAAAAAAACAUUACAUUACUCAAAAAUUUAAUUUAAUAUCCUUUUUCAACCUUCUCGUUGUUAUUUCUUUUUGUUCCUUUGGUGUUUCUUCAACCCUUGUUUUAUGUUUCCGCGAACCAGAGAAUCAGCCAAACUGUUUUUCUAGAUUGUUAAGGCUUCAGAAGAAGUUGCGUACGUCAGAGACCUCUCAGAUGAUUUGCUGCAGCCAACUACAAAACGGUCUCACAAUGUCUCAACCAAGGAAGUCAUAUUCUGGAAAAUUUUUAAGUGCCAACAAUUGAAGUGUUCCCUGCAGCUGCUCUAACACCUGCACUAGCAGCACCAGAGAUGAGAAUGAGCUUGCCAGACAAGGCAUCAACAACAAGAUUUGCAUUUGGUUGGGUGGGUUCUUCCCUGUGGUACUGUUAAAUAGCUGGUGAAAAUCUGAGAGUUUUGAUAUGUUUGCCUGCAUUUGGGAAGCUUCACAAAAAAGUAUUGCAGAUGCCUUCUGUGGGUUUGGGUUAUCAAAUGUUGAACUAAGCGAGCUUGUCUUGUCCUGUGCUCCCUUUUUGCUUUGUAUAAACAUUCUUUUUGGAAAAAGGAAUAUAUAUAUUUAGGAAUCAAUUUCUAAAAUGAUUAAUAGGAAGAGUAACUCUUGGAAUCCGUCAUUUUUAUUACAAUAGGUAUGACUCAAAAUUUGAUAUGCAGCAAUAUUUGGUGGUGAUUAUACUGAAUGUAUCAUUUUUUUAGGACAAUGACCAAGAUUUUUUCUUGUAGUCUUGAUAUUACAGAUAAUAAAAUUCAAACCAUGCCAUGGGCAGCGAUUCUUGAAAAGGUUGUCCAGCUACAAAGUUUGCAACAGCUUUGUGUGGUUAAGGAUCUUCUGCUCAUGAUGUGGUGAUGCAAUUGAUGCAGAAGGAAAACUACUUGAUCGGACUGCUUAACAAGGGAGUACUUGCAUUUCCAAUCUCAAAAUGGGUCCCUGGUGCUGGUCCAACUGUCAAAUCUGGUUCAAAGGGAAAGUACCGUCGUUUGAUACUGACUAAAACCUUUGAGUGGACCUUAAAUUGGUGCAUACUACAGAGCAUGUUUGAUAGUGGAGUUGGAAGGUUUGAAAAAAGCACACAUUCGAGAUGGCGUUGCAAUGGUGCAAUAUCUUGUCUGGUUGGAUAAGCAGGAGAUAUAUGGGGUUUAUGGUUACUUCUUGGAGGGAGACGAAGUGACUAAGAAAAAGCAAUUGUCCUCAAGGGUCAUAUUGCACUUGGGAAUGCUCAAUUUCCUAAUGGAACCAAUGGCCACGGAAUUGGGUCUUACCUUAAUGUUCAUGAAGGCAAGUGUAUUUUACUACUUUCCUCUAUUAUUACUGGGUAUCAAAUUAGUCUCCGUUAUAGUGGAGGUGCCCCGUAUGCUUUUAGUGUUGUCACUAAAGUUUGGCAUUAUACCAAUUGUGGUGCGAGUUGGUGUUCGAGAUUUUGACAUUGAUGGGUUACGAGACAUUUGUUGGACUCAACAUUUGGGACUUUCAGCUGGUGAUAGUCGACAUGGUGAGUCUCCUUAUGGUAGUAGUCCAAUUGAUAAUGUGAAUGAUGAUGUGCUUGCCUCUCCUUGUACCGAAAACCAUUUGGACAUUCGACAGGAUUCUACCGCAACCAUGGCUGAACUUAGGGUUAACCAUCGCUUCUCAUCCGUCAAUGCCCAUGAAAUCAUUCGAAUCAACCAAAUCUUUGCGAGUAAGAAUGCGCUACAGAAGAAGAUUAGUCUUUAUGCACUAAGGAGAAAUUUUGAAUUCAAGGUCAAGAAGUCUGAUAAAGUCCGAUAUGAGGUUGUAUGUGCAAACGACAAUUGCAUGUGGCGAAUGCGUGCUACCAAACUACAUGGUGAUAAUACAGAGGCCUUCAUGAUUAGGGCCUUCAAGGAUCAGCAUAUUUGCUCUUUAAAUAUCAUGAAAAGGGAUCAUCGUCAAGCAACAAAUUCAGUUAUCGGAGAUAUCAUCCAGCCAAUGUUUGAUGGGAUUUCAAGGCAAUACAAACCUCGAGAUAUCAUGCAUGACAUUCGCUCUAAUUACGGAGUAAACAUAAUCUACAACAAAGCAUGGGCUGCUAAGGAAGUUGCACUAUCAGGUUUGUGGGGCACGCCAGAAGAUUCAUAUGCAAAACUUCCUUUAUGGAGUCAGGUUUUGAAGAGCAAAAAUCUGGGCACGUUUACUCGAAUUGAAACUGAUGAUCAAAACAGAUUUUUAUAUUUUUUCAUGGCACUUGGAGCUAGCAUUAGAGGGUUCCAGCAUAUGCGGAGAGUCGUAGCUGUCGAUGGAACUACACUGAAGAAUAGAUAUAGAGGUUUGUUAUAUAUUGCAUCAUGUUUGGAUGGGAACAAUCAAAUUUAUCCACUUGCUUAUGGAAUAGGCCCACACGUGGUUUUUUGAGAGUUUUAAAGAAGCGUUUGGGGAUGAUCCGAAUAUAGCUUUUAUAUCGGAUAGACACAAGAGCAUUGCAAAAGCAAUACGUACAGUUUCCCUAAUAAUCACCAUGGCCACUGCACAUAUCAUCUUGGUACAAAUUUACAUGCUAAGAAGUUUAAAGGUAAUGUCAACGCAAUUAUAUCAACUUUUAAUGAUGCAGCUAGAGCAUAUAUUGUUGAGGAUUUUGAUAAGGCCAUGCAGCUUUUAAAAGGGGUUAGUAUUGAAGCUGUACAAUAUCUCAAGGAUGCAAGUCCUUCAAAAUGGGCUAGAUCACAUUUUCCGGGCAAUAGAUACAACAUAAUGACAACUAACAUUGCAGAGAGCAUGAACUCUGUGCUUAUUGAUGCUAGGGAUAAACCUGUUUUGCCAUUACUAGAUCACAUUCGUGAUGUCUUGCAAAGGUGGUGGUAUGAAUGUCGAACUAACGCUGCUGCAAUGCAAACUCCUGUUACUAAUUGGUUGGAAAAAAUCAUGCAGGACCGCUCAAAUAAUGGCAAAGGCUUACGUGUUAUGCCAAUGAACUUAUAUGAGUUUCAAGUUGUUGGCAUGGCAUGUUCGUUGGAGUUGUUAACUUAGAAAAUAAGACGUGCUCAUGCAAGGAAUUUGACAUUGAUGGAUUUCCUUGUGUCCAUGCAAUUGCAGCAUGUAAGCAUCGACAUAUCUCUCCAUAUUUCCUUUGCUCGGCGCAUUACUCAGUUGACUCACUCCGUGAUGCAUAUUCGGAAACCAUAUAUCCACUUGGAGAUAAAAGUCAGUGGCAUGCUCCAGAUGAUGUCAUAAACCAGGUUGUACUUCCACCUCAAAUUGGCAAACAGUCAGGAAGACCGAAAAAGAAGAGGAUUCAAUCUCAAGGAGAGGAGCGUCAUUAAUAUAGAUGCGGGAGGUGCAAACAGGUUGGUCACAGCAGCCGAUCAUGCUCCACCGCCGUACCUCUUGAUAGCACUAACAACCAACAGCACCACUGAAACGAACGCCCAUCAAUCGCAUGAUGCUAUAUUCAGACAAUGAGGCCAUGUUAUGUGGUAUGCGUGUGUAUGAAAUGUAGUCAGGAAUGUAAUUAGUUGGUCAACCGCGUAACGUGUGUUUUGGCAUAAUAGACGUUGGCUUUAUGUGUUCUUUUAUUGUCAAAUUCAUCUGUCGUAUUGUUUUGAUAACAUAUCAUUCCGUCUUCAGUUUU
Ziziphus jujuba (common jujube) is the source of this 4084-nucleotide messenger RNA. RefSeq lists its product as uncharacterized. The coding region runs from base 1594 to 2871 and encodes 425 amino acids. Lineage: Eukaryota; Viridiplantae; Streptophyta; Magnoliopsida; Rosales; Rhamnaceae. The record is from RefSeq and is a predicted model, not a curated record. The transcript is spliced from 7 exons.